Molecule: messenger RNA, 989 nt
Organism: Photinus pyralis (common eastern firefly)
Lineage: Eukaryota; Metazoa; Arthropoda; Insecta; Coleoptera; Lampyridae
Product: beta-1,3-glucan-binding protein-like
Exons: 2
Coding region: 207-860 (217 amino acids)
Molecular function (GO): carbohydrate binding
Source: RefSeq, a predicted model, not a curated record
CUAAAUGACCUAAUAUUUAUUUUUAUAGCUGUGUCUUACUCUUGUGAAGUAAAUAUCUGCAACAUAUUUUAAGAUUUUAUUGAAUUAAUUGUUACCUUUUAUGUGAAAAUGUAAUUAGGUAACCUAUGAUUCCCUAGAACUCGACGCGAUCGCCGCAUGAAGUAUAAGUACAGCUCGCAAUCUCAAAUAGUGCGUUAAAAGAGAUAAUGCAUCAAACUAUAUUAGUAUUAGUGCUGAUUGUGUGCGCUGUAGUGUCGUGCCAAAGUUACGUGGUGCCCGAACCUGAAAUAACCGUCUACAGGCAACGGGGUUUCAGUGUCAGCAUACCACAUGCUCCGGGAAUACGCAUAUUUGGGUUUCACGCGAACAUCAAUAGGGAAAUAACGGAUUCGCAGACCGGAGAGAUUUCACGAGAUAUUGCCAUUCAUGGUAAUGGCAAGUGGACCUUUUAUGACCGAAGGAACAAGCUCAACAUUGGCGACACGAUACACUACUGGUUGUACGUUCAAAAACAUGGUAUGGAUUACAAGUUCAUCAAUGGACUAUUUACGGUGAAAGAGCUUGUAGAAAAUCCUCUUAUACGAAACGCUGGCAAAGCGUCUCACUAUACCGGAGCAGAUGAGAUAAGUAGCGCUAAGACGCUGACGUUGAGUGGAAGAAUUCCAUUGGAUGGAUUUGCUCUAAGCACUGUUGCUUUUGUGCUAAAAGAAAAGUUAGAUAUAGAUCCUGUGAUUGUAGCUGCACAGCGAAAUUCUGAUGGCAGUAUUACGUUCGAAGUUCCAUCAAUUCAGGACAAGUCGAAUAUCCUUGCAGCUGCGAAAAGCAGUUUCAGUGCAGGGACAAAAAUCAAUAUACAGUAGUAAUACGUCCUAUAUUUUUUCCGUACUAGUCCUUUAUCGAAAAGGAAGAAGCAUUUCUUCGAAAUAAUUUCGAAGUGCCCAAAAAGUGUGUCUCUUUCCGCGACGUUUCCAAUAAUAUCUUCUCUGUAA